Messenger RNA from Pangasianodon hypophthalmus (striped catfish), 920 nucleotides. RefSeq names its product C-type mannose receptor 2-like. The transcript has 4 exons. Lineage: Eukaryota; Metazoa; Chordata; Actinopteri; Siluriformes; Pangasiidae. The coding region runs from base 48 to 920 and encodes 290 amino acids. The record is from RefSeq and is a predicted model, not a curated record.
CCAUCCUGCGAACUGUCCCUCAUAAAUAUCACCUGAUUAAGGUACCGAUGUCAUGGUCCGUUGCACAGAAUUACUGCAGGGUGAUGUACACCGACCUGGCAACGAUCCUAAGUGAUACUGACUGGUUAAGAUUGAAGAAAGAAGGAGCAAACAAAGGUCUGGCAACAUCUGCCUGGAUCGGAUUGUACAGCGAUAUCAAUAAUUGGCGCUGGUCCUUAAACGACCUCCCACUGAAGAAUGUCACUUUUGCGAACUGGAAACCUGGAGAGCCUAAUAAUUAUGUUGGGAAAGAAUCAUGUGGUAUAAUAAUGAGUAUAUACGGGUACUGGGGGGAUACACCAUGUGCAGAGCUAAGACCCUUCAUAUGUUACAAUGCUAGUUUCAGUGGCUCUGACAGGUUCAUCGGCAUCUCUAGUCCUCGCCUGACCUGGCCUGACGCUCAGGCUUACUGCCGAACACAUCACACAGACUUGGCCAGCUCUCUUAACAGCUCAGAUAAUGACUUGAUUACGCAGGUGAGGAAUCGCCAGGGUGAUUCCUGGAUUGGGUUAUACAGAGACUUGUGGAAGUGGUCAGAUGGGACCAACGCUUCAAACCUCCCAUGGGCUCCUGGACAACCGGAUAAUUACGGAGGAAUUGAGAACUGUGCAGUGGUUUAUAACGGACUGUUCAAUGACGUACCCUGCACCAACCAGUACUAUUUCUUCUGUCACACCAUUCCACCAGUGAGGGAACAGCAGAUCAUGAGACUGCAGGUGAAGUCUGAUGGGAGUGUGUCUGAUCCUGCUGUGCAGUCGUCCAUUUUUGAGCAGAUCAAGCAGAAACUGGAGGAAAAUGGCAUGUUGGAGAACAUCACAGUGACCUGGAAGGUGCAGCCAGAUGGAAACAUCUUCCACAAGAAAAAAAAGGAUGAUCUGUAA